Messenger RNA from Diaporthe amygdali, 1701 nucleotides. RefSeq lists its product as uncharacterized. The transcript has a single exon. The record is from RefSeq and is a predicted model, not a curated record. The coding region runs from base 1 to 1701 and encodes 566 amino acids. Lineage: Eukaryota; Fungi; Ascomycota; Sordariomycetes; Diaporthales; Diaporthaceae.
AUGGCCGACGACAAUCCAGCCGCUUCGAACGACCCAAACAUUCACCAGGCCGGCUAUUACCCUGCCACGGAUCACUCGAUCCCAUACCAGUCACAAUGGUCUCGGAUCCACGACGACGAAGCGACCAAGGCGACAUUGCGGCACUUGGGGUGUAACUACAUGGGCACAGAGGGUUGUCCGCCAACCCUCAUAGCGCUGAAGCGGCACGCGCAGUCCCUGGCCAUUCUCAUUGCUCACCUCAGCCCGAGCGUGAGGACUGGGAAAGUCGACGGAAACCCGAUCUUCGAUGGGAGACAGCCUGCGCAGGCUGAUGGAAAUGGCCUCCUUUCUUACGGCCAAACCGUGAAUGGGCGACUCGAACUGAACGAUGCUUUUGACUGGCUCGCAGACCUGUCACAACCGUACAACAAUGAUGACCCUAAUCACCACAAGCCACUCAACAUCCUUUCCAAUGAGGUCGCCGGUCGGCACGAAGUCCUGGGCACUGACUUCCACUGCCCGCUUACCCGAGUCACACCGCGCGAGAAGCAAGAGCAGCGGGGCAACCCAUACCAGGCGGACGUCUCCCGGACGCCAUACGCCAACCACCACCUGCUGGCCAUGCACGCGAACGCUUGCCUGGAGCACCUAGACCACGAGUUCAGCGCCACGGGCGGCAUCCUAAGCCUGAUCCCCGAGGAGGGCCGGGGCGCCAACACGGAAGAGCUCAAGGCGGCACAGAAUUCACUGCUUGGCCAGCUGCUCCUGUACGUGCAGAGCCUGGCGCUGCGCAACCACGAACAGGACAUGACCAACGCGAAGCUGACGGACGCGUUGGCGGGCGAGGCGGUGGUGCCGAUGCAGCACCUGUCGGUGCUCGGGCCGGACGGGCGGUCGGGGCGAGAGAUCGCGUACCCGCAGGACCGCUGGGUGCUGGUCAACGCGGGCGACGACGUGUGGGCGCACCUGCACGACGCGCUGGACCGCGAGGAGUCGGCGCUCGAGGCCAGGGAGCAGGCGUGGACGGAGGGCGACGAGGGCGUGGGCGGGGACAGCGUGUGGCGCAACGAGCGCAACGACGACCGCCACGCGCGCGGCGUCGUGGUGGUGGACUGCGGCACGCGGUUCUACCGGCUGCAGGGCCAGGGCCGCAGCACCAUCUUCGUGCUGCCGGCCUUCACGAGCUGCCCGGCCACCGAGUGGAGCCGGAGCAUGGACCGGUACAGCAAGGCCACGGUCGUCGGCACGGUGGCGGCCAGGAGCCUGCCGCGGACGACCAACUACGAGAAGAGGUGGAACACCCGGUACGCGGACGCGGAUAGGAGGGGGGCUGACCACCAGCAGCUCCGGGUCAAGAGCCAACGCGAUGAGGCUACCAUCAGCAACAUAAGGGCUGAGCUAGACAGGCAGCUGAUCGCGCAACGGAAUAUGGCUGAGCAGCUUUCCCAGUACACGAACCGCGCACCUGGCGAAGGCGAAGCAAAUAACCGCGACCUCAUUGUGUCUCUUAACACACAGAUCGCGAACCUGCAACAGGCAGCGCAACAACCACACCAUUCUCCUCCGGCUCCGGGUUCGCAUAUUGGUACUCCCGCGACGCACUUUUCUACUCCCGCAUCGCAUUUUGCUACUCCACCUACGCAGUUUGCUACUGGCGCUGGCAGUGCUGGCAGUGCUGGCAGCGGCGGGGAUGCCGCGAUGAGUGGAGCGAACGGGCCAUAG